UGAAGAGGCUGUGGUGGAUCAGGGUGGGACCAGUACAAUCCUCAACAUUCACUAUGAGAAAGAGGAGUUGGAAGAUAGCACCCAAAGCAUAGACUGGAAAGAAUGACUGGAAAGAAAGAAUGGGGAAUUAGAUGGGGAGAAGGCGGAGUCCGGGUGAGUUGGUCAUAGAACUCUGUAUGUGGGGGUUCGGAUGCCGCUGGGCCGGCAGAGCCAUCGCCAUCACCGAACGCAUGGCCAGAAGCACCGGAGGCGAGGGCGGGGCAAAGGAGCCAGCCAGGGGGAGGAAGGCCCAGAGGCCCUGGCCCACGAUACACCAUCUCAGCGUGUUCAGUUCAUUCUUGGCACUGAGGAGGAUGAAGAGCAUGUGCCUCAUGAGCUGUUCACAGAGCUGGAUGAGAUCUGUAUGAAAGAGGGAGAAGAUGCUGAGUGGAAGGAGACAGCUAGGUGGCUGAAGUUUGAAGAGGAUGUUGAGGAUGGGGGUGAACGCUGGAGCAAGCCUUAUGUGGCAACCCUGUCACUGCACAGUCUCUUUGAGCUAAGGAGCUGCCUUAUUAAUGGAACAGUCCUUCUGGAUAUGCGUGCAAAUAGCAUAGAAGAAAUUUCAGACCUGAUCCUGGACCAGCAAGAACUGUUCAGUGACCUGAAUGACAGCAUGAGGGUUAAAGUACGAGAAGCCCUGCUCAAAAAGCAUCACCAUCAGAAUGAAAAAAAGAGAAAUAACCUCAUUCCCAUUGUUCGCUCUUUUGCUGAGGUUGGCAAGAAGCAGUCUGAUCCACAUUCGAUGGAUAAAAAUGGUCAAACUGUGUCUCCUCAGUCUGUUCCCACUACAAGUCUUGAAGUAAAAAAUGGAGUGAAUUGUGAACACAGUCCUGUGGAUUUAAGCAAGGUGGAUCUUCAUUUCAUGAAAAAAAUUCCCACUGGGGCAGAGGCCUCAAAUGUCCUGGUUGGAGAGGUGGAUACUCUGGACCGCCCCAUUGUUGCCUUUGUGAGGCUAUCUCCAGCUGUUCUUCUCUCGGGCCUGACCGAAGUGCCCAUCCCAACCAGAUUUUUGUUUAUCCUAUUGGGUCCAGUAGGGAAAGGUCAGCAGUACCAUGAGAUUGGCAGAUCCAUGGCUACCAUCAUGACUGAUGAGAUUUUUCAUGAUGUGGCAUAUAAGGCGAAAGAGCGGGAUGAUCUCCUGGCGGGGAUUGAUGAGUUCCUGGAUCAGGUCACGGUUUUGCCUCCAGGGGAGUGGGACCCCUCCAUUAGAAUUGAACCACCCAAAAAUGUCCCUUCCCAGGAGAAAAGGAAAAUGCCCGGAGUCCCAAAUGGAAAUGUUUGCCACAUAGAACCAGCACCACAUGGGGGCCACAGCGGGCCAGAACUUCAGCGCACCGGGCGGCUCUUUGGGGGCUUGAUAUUGGACAUCAAGCGGAAGGCCCCCUGGUACUGGAGCGACUACCGGGACGCACUCAGCUUACAGUGUUUGGCCUCCUUUCUGUUCCUGUACUGUGCCUGCAUGUCACCUGUCAUCACCUUUGGGGGAUUGCUCGGAGAAGCCACUGAGGGGCGCAUAAGUGCAAUUGAAUCCUUGUUUGGAGCCUCCAUGACUGGGAUUGCCUAUUCCUUGUUUGCGGGACAGGCUCUCACCAUCCUGGGAAGUACGGGGCCAGUGCUUGUAUUUGAAAAGAUUUUGUUCAAAUUCUGCAAAGACUACGCUCUUUCAUACCUCUCCCUGCGAGCUUGUAUUGGACUGUGGACCGCCUUCCUGUGUAUUGUCCUUGUGGCGACUGAUGCCAGUUCCCUUGUCUGUUACAUUACCCGCUUCACAGAAGAAGCGUUUGCCUCCCUGAUUUGCAUUAUUUUCAUCUAUGAAGCCAUAGAAAAGCUGAUUCACCUGGCAGAGACCUACCCCAUCCACAUGCACAGCCAGCUGGACCACCUUAGCCUGUAUUACUGCAGGUGUACUCUCCCAGAAAACCCCAACAAUCAUACCCUACAGUACUGGAAGGACCACAAUAUCGUGACGACAGAAGUCCACUGGGCCAACCUGACCGUUAGUGAAUGCCAGGAGAUGCAUGGAGAGUUCACGGGAUCUGCGUGUGGCCAUCAUGGGCCCUAUACUCCUGACGUGCUCUUUUGGUCCUGCAUUCUCUUCUUCACCACCUUCAUCCUCUCGAGCACCUUAAAGACAUUUAAGACAAGCCACUACUUCCCAACCAGAGUACGCUCCAUGGUGAGUGACUUUGCUGUCUUCCUCACUAUCUUCACAAUGGUGAUCAUUGACUUUUUGAUUGGAGUCCCAUCACCAAAACUUCAAGUUCCCAGUGUGUUCAAGCCAACAAGGGAUGAUCGAGGGUGGAUUAUUAGCCCCAUUGGCCCCAAUCCCUGGUGGACUGUGAUAGCUGCAAUUAUCCCAGCUCUUCUCUGCACUAUCUUAAUAUUCAUGGACCAGCAGAUCACAGCUGUCAUCAUUAACAGGAAGGAACACAAGCUCAAGAAAGGUUGUGGUUACCACCUGGACCUGCUGAUGGUGGCCAUCAUGCUGGGUGUCUGCUCCAUCAUGGGCCUGCCCUGGUUUGUGGCUGCAACUGUCCUGUCCAUCACACACGUGAACAGCCUCAAACUAGAAUCUGAGUGCUCUGCUCCUGGAGAACAACCCAAGUUCUUGGGCAUCCGAGAACAGAGAGUGACAGGCCUUAUGAUCUUUGUGCUGAUGGGCUGCUCAGUCUUCAUGACAGCCAUAUUAAAGUUUAUCCCAAUGCCAGUACUCUAUGGAGUUUUCCUCUACAUGGGAGUUUCCUCACUACAAGGAAUUCAGUUCUUUGACCGUCUGAAGCUCUUUGGGAUGCCUGCAAAGCACCAGCCAGAUUUUAUCUACCUUCGACACGUGCCCCUGCGCAAAGUGCACCUCUUCACCCUCAUCCAGCUCACCUGCCUGGUCCUGCUCUGGGUCAUUAAGGCAUCUCCAGCUGCCAUUGUCUUUCCAAUGAUGGUUUUGGCAUUGGUCUUCGUCAGGAAAGUCAUGGAUCUCUGUUUCUCUAAACGAGAGCUGAGCUGGUUAGAUGAUCUCAUGCCUGAAAGUAAAAAGAAGAAGUUGGAUGAUGCCAAAAAGAAGGCCAAGGAGGAAGAGGAGGCUGAGAAAAUGUUAGAAAUGGGGGGAGACAAAUUCCCCUUAGAGAGCAGGAAGUUACUAAGUAGUCCUGGAAAGAACAACAGUUUCAGAUGUGACCCCUCUGAGAUUAAUAUAUCUGACGAAAUGCCUAAAACUACAGUCUGGAAAGCUCUCAGUAUGAACUCUGGAAAUACAAAGGAAAAGAGAACUGCCACCCGUGAAGACCCAGCUUCCCAUCUUCCAGACAUUUUCUCUGAAACUCUCUGCUGGCGUGCAGAGCCAUAUGGAUCCAUUCUGCCACCGACGAUUCCUUCAGUGAGCUCCCUCUUCCUAAAGGAUGGGGCGGGGGAGUAGGAGGAGAGCAGAGAGAAAAGGGAAGACUCUCCAGUCCCGGAGAACCUGCAGGCGCCGAGGCAGGCCUUGGUUUGAUGCCUCCUCUGGGGGAGGCUGAUCAGACCCAGAGGCUGUCAGGAGGGUCUGCCACUAGGAGGUCAGGGACCUGGGCAUUGGCAGGGCCCACCACCGCGGCCAGAAGAUGCCUCUGCCCCAGGCGCGUCUGUAUCGCUCGCUAGCAUAGCAGCCCGCGUAACUUGGCAAGAACCUUGGAUGAGGACAGGGCCACGAGGGACCCUGGAGUUGCGUAGCUCAGACAGGAAAAAGCUCGGGGGAAAAUCAGUAAUGAUCAGUGCGGAUGAGCAGCUUCUCUUGGUUUCACUGAGGAUGGGCUAAGAGAAUGAACUUCAGUUGCUACAGAAGGAGUUGGUUUAGACACCAGGAAGGGCUUCCUGGCCCGAAGAUUUGUCAUAGUAUCUGCUUUCUAGACAUCUGGGAAAGGUUUGAUAAUAGUUGUUUGUGAGUAGAAAGGGAGAUAAGGUGUUUUUAUUGGCCAUGUUGUGGAAACAUCCACGUUUUGCUGCUGUCUCUUGAGGAUACAUUCUGAUUCCACUCCAGGAGAGAUCCAAGUGCUUACGUAAUGUCUCCUUAGCUGCCUUAGUAGCGAACCAUCAUCAACUCAAUGGACCAAAACCACCUUCAGCCAUGUGGUUUCUCCAUCAUCGUGAGUUUCUUUUGGUUGACAAAUGUUUUGGCUCUCAGAUGUAAAAAGCCACACUGGGAAAUGAACUGUAAGUGGUGAAAUCAAUUUUGGUAUUUGGUUGAAAACUGUAUUUAUAGUUUUUCUCUUCUCUUCUCCGUUGUGAUGAGUAUCAAGGGUUUGGGCUCCAGUGUGUCUAGGUCUUCCCUUCUUUUGUGAACAGAACGUGACAAGUGUGUCAGUACCCAGGGAAUUGGAUCACAUCCGUUUUCCGUCCCGGAAAACCUUUGUACAGUGGGAUGUUCCCACGGGUUGCUCUCCUUUUAUAGGUGAAGAGUUGGUGACAAAACUUUAUUGAAUUUCGCAUUCCUUGGACUCUUAAAAUAUAUCCGUGUAGUCUAGUCUUACUCUGAGGACCUUUGAAAUUGAAGGAACCCUGCAUUUCUUGAACAUUUCCCCAUCCCCAGAACCACACCUAUUUUAAUACACAGAUGAUUUUCAGACUAUUGAACAACUGGUACAGGAUGGACGCCAACCACUCAGAACGGAUGCCGGCUAUAAACAGGCAGCUAUGCGUGGCCAUACCACUGCCUGUGGGCUGGGCGCCACGCUGCUUUCAAACGUCAAAACCAUAUCCCUUUGAAUUGUGGGUAUUGUUCCUGGUUUGUCGGAUUUCUGCUCCCAAGGCCGUUUUAGGGACAGCCUUGGCUUCCCUUUAUAUGGUGCAGACGGGAACAGGCAUGCAUCUUUGAACCAUAUGGGCAUUAAAAUCUCUGCGAGCCAAAGCUUCACCUUUUAUCACUUUGGGAGAAAUAUAAUGAUUGUACCCAUUUACCUACCUAAUGGAGAAAAAUCAAAAGGCAACCUGUCAAUAGGAAGAGCUCUCCUGCUGACUUGCCCCUUUCUCUCUCUGGCUGCUUCCUUGGGCUUGCCUCUUUCUUCCCCUUCCUUGUUCCCUGAGAGCCCUCCCACUUUCCCCCUCCCUCCUGCCCCUCCUGUCUUUUCCUGCCACCCCUGUGGGGGCAGGUUGGUGACUGCUUCUCCUGUUCCCUGAGCCUCAGCACAGCUGUAAGGAAUGUGGUGGGGGAAAGCCUUUCAUACAACAAGUUAGGUGACACUACCACUCAGAGAAACCUCUCUCCUAAUGGUCGAUGUCUCACGAUGCCUUGUAUACGCUAGGCCUCUCGAGAGCAGAAAACCUGUCUUCGUUAACUGUGUGCAGGGCAGUCACAGGACCACGUGUGUACCUCCAGUCCUUCCGGAGCCAGACCCUCCCAGGUUCCUGUGCCUUAGGAACAUUAGUUACUUUGGAAGCCUGUGCCUAUCCUUUUAGGCCAUUACAUCUUUCUCAAGCAAUAGCCAGCCUCAUUUCUGCUGCAUCUCAGUGGUAGAAACCAUUCCCUACUCUUAUUGUCUCUCUUUUCCCAACUCCCACCAAACGCCCAGCCCCAGUCCUACCCGAAUGCUUCCUCACUUAUGUCUGUGGCUGGUGGCCAUGGUGGCAGAGGCCAGCUGGGCAGGGUUUGGGGUAGGGAAAUGGGAGUGGAGGUGAGUAUGUGUGUGUGUUCAUGUGUGUUCAUCGGCAAAUGCAAGUGGUGUGCCCCUAAGAUGUCCUUGCUGCUAUUAAAUGGCUCUAGGUACCUAAGCUGGGGGGGGGGGCACAUGAAAAAAUAUGAUCAUUCUCCUAUCUAGGGUUUCUCAGAGUUCUCUGAUAGAAUAGCUUGACGACAAAUACAGGCAGAUUAGUCUAUAGGAAAGGUGUUUAAACUCAACGUUAAGGAGAAACUGACUUAGGGGUAGAAAGCAAGGCAGGUAGUUUGCUUGGGCCAGAGAGGCAGUCCACCUCUUUUAUGACAAGGGAGAUUUCAGGAAUGGUUUGAGUAUUGGCAGGCCAGUGCCCUGAUGGGCUGGUCGUGUUGAGGUAGGAAGGGAGGGAGGCCAGGGGGUUAAGAAAGUGAUGGUAGGUGAAAUCUUGGUUCUAGUGGUAAGAACGGGUGUUGAGGAGUGGUCCUAGCUUAUGACUUUGAGGGGAAGGGUUGGUCUAGAGAGAAGGGGAAGACCGGCAAUAUGCCGUGAACUUGCCAAAUCUGUUCGGUUGCAUAAAACACAGGCUAGCUCUUUGUGACUAUUUAUGAUUUCCAACUUCUGAUGAUGGGGUCAUCAGGAGAUCCGGUCUUUAUGCAUACAGCUCCUGUCCCCACCUCCUUAGUCAUAUAAAUUUGCCUUUGGGAUAGAGAGGUAGUGAACCAUUUAUUCCAAAAGGUGGCAUGAAUAGCUGCUCUUUCUCUUUGUCUGGGAUGUAACUGGCUUUUAAACUAGUCAUAAAUGUUUGAUAAAAGUCUGGUAAAUGCUAAGUCUCAGGCGGGGUUGACAUCUCAGGCUAUGACAAUGGUGACCUUCAAGAGGUCUCUGAUUUUAGGAAUCUGUGCUUUCUGGUCAUCCAGAAAAGACAAUUCCCAGUUUUACUUAAUUUUCUACUUACUCAGCUCUCUGGACUUCCCUCUCAGUGGAGAAAUCAGCUGUUCUCCCUGCAUCUUCUCUAUCAACUUCACUGUCUAUGUUCUGAGUCUCUAUGUUUUCCUGAAGCAUAGGAGAAGGUGUGACCCCAGGGCCCUUGGCUUUCCUUUUAACUAGCAUCAGAAGUCCCAUCCACUCUGUUCUCUCUGCUACUAUAUCAGCCUCUCUAAAUUUCUUCUUCUGCAAGAGUGUUAGCACCUCCUCCUAGGACUUUUAAGCAGUCUUUCUAGUUUGUCACUGCAUUUUCCUUGGACUUCUCAGGUUCCCGAGCCACAUCCUGGCAGGACAUUCAGGAACCCUGCACUGCAUGUUCUCAGCCUUCCUGACUUUCUUUUGGUUGCAGCUGUCAGGCCUCCAUGACGUAUAAAUCCUUCCUGCGGGCCCUGACCAGCCAAAUGAGGCAUCCUCCAAGUUCCGCCCCUUUUACUGACUCAACUUUCUCUGGCAGCCUUUCUUCUCCUUCUGCCUGGUCUUUCAAGUUCUCCUCGGAGGGCUGACAUUCUCGGUCAGGGGUCCUCAAGGCCACCACCAGUCGGGGGUGGUGACAGAGGUCAGGAGGUUGGAUGGUUCUGGGGCUCCUCGGAAAGGGGAUUUUAUGAUUAUUUUCCUUACCUGGUGUGAGGGACUAAGGAUUCUCAAACCCUCAAGCUCAGCCAUAUUUCAGGGUAAACAAGAAAAGACACCCCAAAAGCAAACCAGAGUGGUUUUUCUACCAAACCUAUUCUUUUUGAUUCUUGGUGCCCUUGUUUUCGUACCUUAAUUGUAGAGAAUGGGCAUUUGACUCAGUUAACACUUCUUUACUGGAAAGGAGGCUAAUUUUCAUAACCAAAAGAGGUGUGAAGGAACCAUAUCACUGCUUGAAGCAUGAGAAGAGGAAAGGAGCGUUAUGUGGAUCUCUUCAACAGGAAAAGUCAGAAAGUAGAAUGAUUCAUCCAUAGGCAUAAUUCCUUUAGGAGGUUCUGUGCUCAAAAGGGAAUGGAAUGGUUUCUGAUCCUUCUGAAAAGAAAAGGAAUAGCCUUUGUAUUAAACCUAACCUACUUUCAGCAUUGGAGAACACAGAACUUCUUCUUCUAGCUGAUGGCAUUAAUAUUUCCUGAGAGAGAGACCCCCCCCCCCGCCCCGCCAGCACUCUUCCAAGCCCCUCAGACAUCAGCAGAGCUUAGGCUUUUCUUAGCGGGUUCGUGAAUGACUCCAGCAGGCAGGUUCUCACACAGGCAACAAUGUUGGAAACUGAAGUACCAAACUGAAUGUGCGAUUACUCCUUUUGCAAAAGAGGCCAAAAUCUUCCCCACUCCUGUCUCCCAUAUUCACUCCUCCAAGAUGAUAAGCCUCCCUCAUGUGUAUCCGUGUCUGUCUGUGUGAUGGGUUAGAUAUGGCUGCCCGGAGCUAAUGGCGUCAGGUGGAGAGCAGAUCACCCUUCCCACAGAAGGGGACAGCUUGAGGUGCUGGUACAUUUCCCCUGGUUUUCUAUGUUCUUCUUUCUAGUAGGUCUCAUGUAGAGAUAGAGAUAUUUUUGUUUUAGAGAUUCCAGAAUCUAUAUUUUUAGUGUAAGAAAUGUACCCUCUCCACACUCCACGGUGUAAAUAGAGCCGAGAACAAACGUGUUGUGAUAAUCCCGUAGCAAUCUGUGGUAGGAACGGGACCCUGUCCCUUGCCCCCGAGUCCCGCCCACGGUCUGCGUCUGUGAACCAGGGCAGGCGACCGCGGCACCUCUGCCCAGGCCUUCCUGUGCUCAAUGGGGGGAAAAUAAAGUCUGUGUAAACUCUUCA
Messenger RNA from Callorhinus ursinus (northern fur seal), 8413 nucleotides. Lineage: Eukaryota; Metazoa; Chordata; Mammalia; Carnivora; Otariidae. The record is from RefSeq and is a predicted model, not a curated record.